Molecule: messenger RNA, 767 nt
Organism: Melanotaenia boesemani (Boeseman's rainbowfish)
Lineage: Eukaryota; Metazoa; Chordata; Actinopteri; Atheriniformes; Melanotaeniidae
Gene: birc5a
Product: baculoviral IAP repeat containing 5a
Exons: 4
Coding region: 106-534 (142 amino acids)
Source: RefSeq, a predicted model, not a curated record
CGAAGUGAACAUCCGCCGAAAUUUGAAAACGCCCUCUGAGCCAUUACGUUUGUAGGUGAUAGAUUUUAGCUGGAAUAAGAACUUUUAUUUUUAUCAGUAAAUACAAUGGAUUCGUUCAACGAAGAAGAUAUCAAGAUGUACUUUUAUGAGAACAGACUAAAAACCUUCGAGAAGUGGCCUUUCGACGAAGACUGCACUUGUACGCCCGAGAACAUGGCCAAGGCCGGCUUCAUCCACACACCAUCAGAUAACAGCCCAGACGUCGCCAUAUGCUUCUUCUGCCUUAAAGAAUUGGAGGGCUGGGAACCAGAGGAUGACCCAGAGAAGGAGCACAAAUCUCAUUCAUCCUCCUGCCUCUUCAUCGCUUUAAAGAAAAACAUAGAAGAGCUGACUGUGGAAGAAUUCCUCAAACUGCAGAAGGAGAGACACAAGAGCAUCAUUAUUAAGACUGGAAAGGAUGCCAUCGCCAAGUUUGAGGAGGCAGCCAAACUGAAAAGAGCAGAGAUGAUCAAGACCGCCAUGGAAGAGGAGUGACACCAGAGUAGAAGCAGAUGAAUGAGAUGGGUGGUGUGUGAGGGACAAACUGCCAAGUGACUGUGUGGUUUCUUGGUGAACUGAUCACCAGUCUUUGUUGUUAGUGUUGUAUAUUCUGUAUUGUUUAAAUGCUUUUGUUCAUUAAAUGUGUUCAGUUUUAAUCUUUAUUGUUUUUGUUUUAUUUAAAGUUCAAUUACACCCAGAGAAUAAAAAGAGCAGCCUUUAAUCAUUCA